Branchiostoma belcheri (Belcher's lancelet) is the source of this 2319-nucleotide messenger RNA. RefSeq names its product hemicentin-2-like. Gene Ontology annotation, cellular component: neuron projection. The coding region runs from base 1 to 1497 and encodes 498 amino acids. Lineage: Eukaryota; Metazoa; Chordata; Leptocardii; Amphioxiformes; Branchiostomatidae. The transcript is spliced from 4 exons. The record is from RefSeq and is a predicted model, not a curated record.
AUGAUGGCGUACGCUGUUGUCCUGUCCGUCCUCUCCUGUGGCCUGGUGCAGGUCCUGGCCACGCUGACGCCCGAGCCAGACGUGGUGCACGGGAAGGUUGGAUCGGACGUGACUCUAACGGUUCGCCCACAGGGAGACCACAGCGUCAUCGCCCAGACCUGGAACAAGCUGUACGGCGGCGUCCACAGCAUGCGGCUGGCGGUGUACAUGUACUCCCCCACCACCGGCACGGCCAUGUCCCUGGGCCCGCUGGAGGGCCGCGCGACGCUCGGGCAGCACGGCUCGCUCGUCAUACACGCCGCCCAGAAGGACGACGAGGGGCUGUACGUCCUGACGAGUUUGGUGGAUGUAGUAGGACAGGAGGAACAGUACUUUGACCUAAAAAUGCACGUUCCCCCGCAGAUCUCGUUCGGUGAACAGAGCCCCCUCCACGUGGUGCAACACUCCCAGGUCUACCUGAACUGCACCGUGAGGAACGCCAAGUCCUCCACGGCGCACGACAUCCAGUGGAGGAAGGACGGCUCACGACUCUGGGGACGAGUCACCAUCAUCGGCAGGGAUACCCAGGGAAUGAGAUUCACCAACUACCAUCGCGAGGGUAACGGACGGAGGAUGGAAGUGGAAACCGCCCGAGAGAGCGAUGACCUCUGGACGUCUGUCCUGACGUUUCAGUCCGUACGGAAAGAAGAUACAGGCAACUACAGCUGCCACGCCCAGCAUAAGGACGGCGCCGUGUCCGCUAGUCUGUACCUAGAAGUCUAUUAUGCUGCAAAGAUCACCAACAUCUCGGACUCGCCACAGGUGGUUUCCGCCGGAAGUAACGUCACGCUGGAAUGUGUCGCCCAGGGCAACCCUCCACCAAUCCUCGCCUGGCACAAAGACGACGACCCCCAGCCCCUCACGUCCACUUUCUCAGACGCCAACGGCGAAACGGGGCGCUUGAACUUGACUUUGAUGAAACUUGACGAGAACGCCAGCGGAAACUACACGUGCGUUGCUACCAAUGGAGUCCCUAUGGGCAAGAACGAUCAGAGAACUGUGCAGAUUUACGUGUUGAAGGCUGCGGGCACGUAUCCUCCCUCUCCAGUCAUGAUGAUCAGCUCCCCCAGACCAAAGACAGAGCCAAACACCAUCACAACUACAGUUGCUGUCCAGAUUCCAACAAUAGAAGAGAAGGAGUCCUUACCUCCAGUCCAAGAGGCUAAGCCACCCCCAAUCCAGGAGGUUCAACCCCCCGCGGUGGAGGUUAGACCCCCCGUCCAUGAAGUGGAACCUCCCGACGGGAACCUGGAAGCAGACGACCCGUUCUACGCCACGUUCGUGACGGUGGGGAUCGUGACCGUGACCGCCUUCUCCCUCCUCCUGCUCAUGAUCGUCGCCGCGCUGCUCUGCCGAAGGACAAGUUCAUCCACCAAGGUCAUGCGGACCCACAUCAGCGGUGACGUCAUCAGACACAGACCGCUGAACCCUGACGUAUACGCAAAUGUUUACCGAUAAUGAAAUUGGCAAUUGAUUUGCGAAAAGACUUUGUAGAAAAAGGAUAAAACAAUAAAAAAAUAAAGAAUAAGGAAAAGGGCGAACGGACCAAAUCUCGGACAAAGACAAGCAAAUAGGAUGGUGUGACUACAUCAUUAGGCAGUGGAGUCUGAUUUAUGUUGUUGCUUAUGGUUAUAUCGUUGUGUUUCUGAAGUUGCCGUAAAGUUAUCGUGGUCUAGUAACAGGGAAAACUCUUGUGUUUUUUGGAAGCCGUCACAUUCGUCGUAAGUCGCCGUUCGACUUUCAUGUCGUAGGAGCCGUGACAUGCAGGCCAUGAUAGAAUGCUAGGCGAUGACAGAGAUCUAAGACUGCAUUUUCGAUAACAAGACAGCGCUGAAUGUUGUAAUGUCCAUGCAGAUCAUAAGGUGGCCAGGCAGUAUCCAGUGGCCAGAGAAGUGUCCAUUAGCCACCGUAUGAUCUGCUAGGAGAUUAAAUGUUCUAUUAACCAAGGGAUGCCCUCAAUUUGCGAUCGCACAAUGAUAAUACGACGAAUGUGCCUAGGCCCUAAAGAAGAAUCUGUAAUAUUGGCAUACCGUAUGUAGCAAAGUGACUGUUUGAUGCUGUGGUUUUGUGGUAUCCCAACUGUCGCGCGCAAACGUAACAGAAAUGUUUUUGCAAGCAUACUCAAGUAACUUUGCACUCACUUAAUCCACAGGACGAUAAAUGUACACUUACAAUCAUUCAGAGACUAUAUUUGGAUUCUGUCUGUUAGAUCAUGGAUCAUAGGAUAACAACAGCCUAUGGUUGUUGUGUGGAUGUACAGAUGAAAUAUAACAUGUUUUG